Molecule: messenger RNA, 435 nt
Organism: Alternaria infectoria
Lineage: Eukaryota; Fungi; Ascomycota; Dothideomycetes; Pleosporales; Pleosporaceae
Exons: 2
Coding region: 1-435 (144 amino acids)
Source: RefSeq, a predicted model, not a curated record
AUGCCUCACUCAGACCACUCCCCAUCCCCACCACGCGAUCACUUUCCCGAUCUUCCAGUCUUCCCCGACAACGUACCCACCGCGCCACUUCUCCGCAUCUCGCUUCAGAAGUUACUCGACCACGACGAAGAAGAACAAAACAGAUGUUGGCAAGCAUGUCGCGAGUUGGGUUUCUUCUAUCUCGACGUACGCAACUCCAAUACGCAAUCAAACUGUGACAGCAACAAUACUACCAAUACAUCCGCCGUCGACGGCGAUGCGCUACUUCAAGAUGUGGACAAACUAUUCGAAAUAAUGCGAGACUUCUACGAUCUAGAUGUCUCUGAGAAGAUCAAAUACGAUUUCAAAGACCAAGGCAGUUACUUUGGCUACAAAGGAUCUCCAAAGACGACAUCCUCGGUCUCAGCGACCCUCUUCCCUCCCCAGCGGUCCUAA